Molecule: messenger RNA, 994 nt
Organism: Callorhinchus milii (elephant shark)
Lineage: Eukaryota; Metazoa; Chordata; Chondrichthyes; Chimaeriformes; Callorhinchidae
Product: cadherin-2-like
Exons: 6
Biological process (GO): multicellular organism development; homophilic cell-cell adhesion; calcium-dependent cell-cell adhesion
Cellular component (GO): adherens junction; catenin complex; plasma membrane
Molecular function (GO): calcium ion binding; cadherin binding
Source: RefSeq, a predicted model, not a curated record
AUGGAGCGCCAGCAGCAGGAGCAGGAGGUGGAGGUGGUGGGCGUCGUCGGCGUUGCGAGGGAAGAGGGCGGCAUCAUCCUGUUCCAGCGGCAGCGCCGGCAGAAGCGCAACUGGCUCAUUCCGGCAAUCAGCGUCCCCGAAAACGACCGCGGUCCCUUCCCCAAGCAUCUGGUUCAGAUAAAAUCGAACACACACGGGAAAGUGCACUACAGCAUCGUGGGGCCUGGCGCCGACCUGAACCCCGUCGGGGUUUUCAUCGUGGACUCCGUGACCGGGCGCCUCUCCGUCACCAAGACCCUGGACCGUGAGCUCGUCGCAGAGUAUCUGCUGAAGGGCCACGCGGUGGAUGUGAACGGGCAUCCCGUGGAGAAUCCCGUAGAUCUCCUCAUUAAAGUGAUCGACCUCAACGACAACAGGCCCAACUUCAACGCUCCCAUGUUCCAGGGCUCCGUGGAUGAGGGCUCCCCACCAGGCACGCCAGUGAUGACGGUCACGGCGAGUGACAAGGAUGAUGCCUUAUCGGCCAACGGCAUGAUCCGCUACAGGAUCAUGUCGCAGAUUCCCAAGGUGCCCGUGGACCGCCUGUUCACCAUCGACAACACCACAGGCGUCAUCAGCACCAUCGCCGCCGGGCUGGACCGCGAGCGAACGCCGCAGUACAUGCUGGUGGUGCAGGCCUCGGACAUGGAGGGUGACCCGGACAUCGGCCUCAAGAACACGGCCACCGCCAUCGUCACCGUCGCCGACAAAAACGACAAUCCCCCCGAGUUUACGGGCAUAACUGUACGCACCGCGCCACCACACUCACCUUCAGCGGCACGGCGCCGCGAGAACGCGGUGAACGUGACGGUGACGACGCUGACGGUGACGGACACGGACGAGCCCGGCACGCCGGCGUGGCGGACGCGCUACGUGGUGCGCGGCGGGACCCGGCAAGAACUUUGCCGUGGAGACCGACCCCCGCACCAACAACGGCAGGCUCUACGUUGUCAAG